This is a messenger RNA of Nematostella vectensis (starlet sea anemone), 5643 nucleotides long. RefSeq names its product von Willebrand factor D and EGF domain-containing protein. Gene Ontology annotation, molecular function: calcium ion binding. The record is from RefSeq and is a predicted model, not a curated record. The transcript is spliced from 27 exons. The coding region runs from base 752 to 4522 and encodes 1256 amino acids. Lineage: Eukaryota; Metazoa; Cnidaria; Anthozoa; Actiniaria; Edwardsiidae.
GAAUGAAUGAAUGAAUGAAUGAAUGAAUGAAUGAAUGAAUGAAUGAAUGAAUGAAUGAAUGAAUGAAUGAAUGAAUGAAUGAGGUAAUACGGACCCGACCUAGCUGAAAAUAACAGGAGAAAACUACAGAGAAAAAAUAACAGGGGAAAGACUAUAAAGAAAUAUAACAGGGGAAAAACCACAAGAGAAAAAAAUAAAAUGGGGGGGAUGUCAGCCAACCGACAGGAAAAGCUCUUGAGCAGCCGAAAAGGGUACUGCGAGGGCGACUUCAAGGCAAGCAGACGUAAGGAGUGAGGAGACACGAAGACGAUGAAGUUUCAUGUGUGUCGCGGUGUAGAAUGCUUGGAGCUAGGAAGGAGCGAGCGCCACACAGACAGGGGAGCGAUUGAUAUGUUAAAAAGUUUUGCCUUAUAUUCGCACGUAUGAGUCCCGUGAGAAUAGAGAAAACACAAUAGCACAAUAGUUUAGACGAUUCAUUGUUCCACACGUGACAAAAAUUUUGGAUUCGCCGAGGUCGCGCAAUAACGAAUUCGUGGUAUAACUGGAAAGACUACAGGCAAGCUGUAGAAAAACUAGAUGGUCUGCGUAGGCGUGGUGUAGACAAGGUAUGAAUCAACACAAGGUUGAAAAGGUAUGUUAAACGCCUCUGUGAAACAGAGUGGUUGCGCUGACGUUUCGAGCGUUAGCCCUUCGUCGGAUCAAAAACAAUAACGAAUUCGGCUUUUGUGGACUAUUGCUUUCUUCUUACAAAAUGCAGGUAAGAGUAUUGGAAUCCCCUGGCAGAACCUGCAGCUCUUAUAACGAUCCACACUACUCGACGUUUGAUGGAAGUGCUUAUAACUUCCUCCGACAUGGAGACUAUGUGUUGUUCCAAGACCUCCAAAACGAAGUUGAGGUGCACACUCGCUUGUGGACAUGUGACCAGCAGUUUCCGUGGGGCGCUUCGUGUAACUGCGGUGUGGCAAUACGUCAAGGCAGGGAUGUCAUCAGGCUCUCUAUGUGCAACAGACAGCUGUAUUACUACAAACCGACUAUAAUGCAUGCGUCACUACCGAGAGGCCGGCCAUCUAUUGGAACCAAGAUAAAGAAACACGGCGCAGGGAGUUAUAUGUCAUACGAGAUCAUACUUGAAUCCGGAACUGUCAUCCAAGUACAUCGGCGGCUCUUUGGUUUGAAUAUUUACUUGAGUACUGUAAAGACUGGCAACAGAAUCAUAAGAGGCAUGUGUGGAAACUUCGAUGGAGUUCCUGCUAACGAUUUGGAUGAUGGAGGUGACAACAAGAGUUAUCACGACAAUCAAGAAGGCUUUGGACUCAGCUGGAGGGUCCCUUACCCAAACAGCUACUUUGACAGUCUUCCGCCAGAUAAGGCCACAAAAAUUGAACCCCGUUCUUACUGCUACUGCGAACAAAGUCUGUGUCAAGAUAUAAACACACAUUUCCAACAGGCGAAGGAAAUGAAUGAGGCCUUUAACUCCCAACCUAACGCUAUUGCAUCAAUGUUAAAUGGCGAUGAGGUCAUCGACCAGGAAGAGGGAGAAUACUUCAACGACGAAGAAGAAGCGGAGCAGGCGCACAGACGAAUACGUAGAAGAAGAGACAUCGGUGAUUUCGAACGACACUUCAACAUGUCAACAGAAAAUGCGACUCAAUUUUGCAAAAGUGUCAUUGAAAAUUCACUUGGUGUGAAAGUUUGCAGAGAAGUUCCAAACAUCGAUCUGGCACGGGCUGAACGUGACUGCGUGUUUGAUUUGAAGGCGAGUGGAAACAAAGAGUUUGCGUCCUCAAUCGUUACUUCAGUUAUGACUCUGUGUGCGGACAAGGCAUACAAGAAUAUGUCUCUUUACGAAAAAGACGACGAUGGUGUGCUCCGCCCGCCAAAAGUCAUAACUGAAAACUUGUGCCCCAACGAAUGCAGUAACCAUGGAAACUGCUCAAACAGCACCUGUAUUUGCGACAAAGGAUAUACAGCCGCUGACUGCUCCAUGUCAAUCAACACGAUACCGGAGCUGAUGGGUAUUUAUGACGGUGGUCUGUGUGACAAAAGAAAGAGGCCCUGCAAGAAAACAAACAUAUUUGGUGAUGGAUUCCUUGAUUCAGAAAACCUGACUUGUCACGUGACCGAAUUCAAGGUCUUUGGCGAUGCAUGGUCCCCAAGGUCUACUCCUCAAGAGCUGCCAGGGGGUAUGUUUGAUCUGUUUGGGGUCAAAUGUGACCUUCCGGACCCUCCAACGAAGAUAGGGGACUAUGACAAUCCCGGAACCCCCGCGGGAGGACUGUACAUUAGGAUCUCCAACAACAGGAUCGACGCCAGUCUGGAGAAGAUGAGCUUUAUUUCUUACGACUCCCUCUGCUUAAAUUGUAGCAGGAAAGGUGUUUGCGUUUUAAGGAACGAUUCGUGUAUGAUAAAUGGACACUGCUUUGCACCUGAACAGCCUAGCCCAAGGGACUGGUGUAAGCAAUGCAUGCCAGAGACUGACCAAUUUGAUUGGAUUCGGCGGAAAGGUACUGUCGCGCCCGGUCAAACAUUCUAUGACUUUUGGUAUAAGGAACUUCAAGCAAUCUUGACAACUCAUUGUUCCAAUUCAUAUUUAAUCUCGCGCUUGCGAUUAGCCAAUCAUGAAAUAGCAACUGACCCUGAAAACCGUACAAUAAACUACAGGAUCACUAGCACUGAUGCGCAAGGGUACACUUUCACACCAAACGGGCAGCUGAACUACACCAUGACGUCUGCAGACAACAAGACGUUCACAUUCGUAGCGACAGAUGAGUGCAAUGCUAACGAUACAACCGCGAUUACUCUUAUGGCGCAAUUUUGCCCAUGCCAAAACGGAGGAACAUGCUAUCCCCAUCCCUACUACCCUAGGGGGUCUGGCCAGUACGAAUGCGCGUGCCCGAAAGGAUUCAAUGGAAGUCGCUGCGAAAUUAACAUUGAUGAAUGCCAGUCGAACCUUUGUGUCAACGGUUCCUGUGUCGAUGGUGUCGCCGGCUACACUUGUAAGUGCGAUGCUGGAUUCGAGGGUCGACUUUGCGAUGUGAAAAUCUCGAACUGCUCUGAAGACUCGUGUUAUCCUGGUGUCAACUGUACCGAAGACCCGAGUGGUUUUGUCUGUGGUCCGUGUCCUGUAGGUUUAUCAGGAAAUGGAAAAUCGUGCAUAGUACUAGCGACCAAGCCUCCGACGACUUCAGAGAGCGCUACCUCAACAGUAUUGGUGACCAAGCUUGCAACCGCAACGGAGAGAGUCACUUUGGCAGUAUCCUCGACCGAGCAGCCCACCACAACGGAGAGAGUUACUUCAAAAGUAUCUACCACCGAGCUGCCAACGACAACGGAGAGAAUUACUUCAAAAGUUUCGUCGACCAGGCUGCCAACGACAACAGUGGGAGUUAUUUCGAAAGUAUCUUCAAACGAGCUGCCAACGACAACAGAGAGAGUAACUUUAAAAGCUCCGUCGUCGUUUACCGUGCUGCCAACGACAACGGAGAGAGUUACUUCAAAAGUAUCUACCACCGAGCUGCCAACGACAACGGAGAGAAUUACUUCAAAAGUUUCGUCGACCAGGCUGCCAACGACAACGGUGGGAGUUAUUUCGAAAGUAUCUUCAAACGAGCUGCCAACGACAACAGAGAGAGUCACUUCAAAAGCUUCAUCAGCGUCGACCGACCUGCCAACGUCACCGGAGAGGGUUACUUCAGAAGAUCCGACCACAUCCACAAAUACCCGGAGCACUGCGAAAGUGCCAAUUACAGCAGAAUAUACUGCACAGUGUCGUUUGAAGAUUCCUUGGAUAAAUGAGCUGUCUGAUAAAAGAACUAAAGAGUACAACGACUUGCAAACGUCUUUGGAAAAAGAGUUUCAGGCAACCUACAAGAAUGAUGCAGAUUUCCUGAGAGUCAACAUUGAAUCGUUCAGCAAGGGAAGUGUUAUAGCCAAGUUUAAGCUGUUUUUCAAGACUGAGAAGAAGGACCCACUUGGACCUUUGGCAGAUGAACUCAAGGAUGGGAAGCUUGGUGACAUCAACGCAGAUCCGAACUCGCUUAAGAUCUUACGCCCCCAAGAGAAAGAACAAGAAGAAUCUUCUCAGACCGAAAUUGUGGUAAUCGCUGUGGUUGUGGUCAUUGUUGCUGUUCUAGUGGCUGUCGCUUGCUGUAUACUGUUCCGUCGUAAAUACUACAACUACGACUUGAAAAAGAAAUCUCGCAAGCCACCAGAGAAGGACCCUGAACGCCACACAUACGAGAAUCCCGAGUACUGUGACAUCCCUGAGCUGGAAAACAACUACGGAGGCGUCACCAAGCCCGCGCCUCAUUACGAUAUCAUAUCGCCAAGCCUUUCAAGGAAUCACGUUGUACCGGGAGAAGGGCUUGAAGCUAAAAAUCACACAUACGAGGAGCUUAAGGCAGCCAAACCGAUCUAUCAGAUCCUGACACCUGAAGUAUUACAAGAAGAACAACAGAACAAACCCUCUUCUCAGGCAAAAGCGAGCCAUAGCGUUUAUCAUAACGCUGGUUUUCAAAACUAGCCUACGUUCACUGAGUUAUUUCCCAUUCUAAACAGAUUUUGUUGCUUUUUUAAUUGCUAACUUAAUUCUUCUCCUUACUGUGCUGUGUGACUAUAACAAGACGGGAUUUUUUUUCAUAACUUUUUAUACUUGAAAGUCAUGAGAUCCAUUGCCCCUUUGAUAUCCAGGUACAUAUUUUUGGGGAUAACUCACAAUGAACUCUAAUUACUUUGAGUGUGACAAGUUUUCAUUGUCCAAUUUUCAACGUCAUCUCGAAACGGCUUUUCCACAAGACACGACGACAAACAAAAUGGAAAACAGACGCGUAGUUCUCGCUGACCGCUGUAGCGCGUGUCAUUCUGUCAAUAUAAUCAAUGCACGAAACAUCGAUAACGCACGUAUUUCACAAACGUUUUACAAACAUAUACUCGAAUUUUUUUUCACAUUUUUAAAUAAGAAAGGAAUGACUUAGCUGCGAACCUGCUAAAGUUAACGGAACUGCUAAAAAUGUGUUUUUUUUUUAAUUUUUCCAUUGAGGAUAUCGAAAAAAUCUUUGUAGUUUAAUUAUUUUGAACAAAAAAAAUUUGGACUCGCAUCUUCGAGAGUUAUUUUAGAAAAGGAAUUUAGACGCUUUGGUCUUGAGUCCGUUAGCUACUAAAAGGAAGCUAAGUCUGACCAUUGACCAAGUUCUUACAUAAGAAGAAAUCAGACUUGGCUUUAUUAAGCAGGUAAAAUGUUUAUUACACGGCAUAAUUCAUGGUUAAUUAUAGAGUCACGUGUUAAUGUUGCAAUGCGCAGUCAGUGGUUAUUGGCAGCGAAGGCCUCAUGGUUGCAAUGGUUGCCUCAUGUUGUCAUGGUUGUGUCACGGCAGUUCAACGGUAGCUCGAUGCAGCUGAAAGAAUAACAGCUUAUCGCCUGCACUCAGGUCACGCAUCAUACUCUGAAAACGACACCAUCUUGUCAGUAUCGGUAUCAGUCCGUAUCAAGCUACCAAAGGAGUUGCCUCCUUAGAAUAAAAACACAUUUAAAGGACCUGUAUCCUUAGGAGACAAGCACAUUAAAAAGGAGUGUGGUAUAAGCUCUAUUCCAUCGUUAGCUGUAUAGUGUUUAAUGGCAAAAUAAAUACCGGUACCGCCCCAAAA